Malurus melanocephalus (red-backed fairy wren) is the source of this 1530-nucleotide messenger RNA. It is a transcript of the gene YRDC, whose product is annotated as yrdC N6-threonylcarbamoyltransferase domain containing. Gene Ontology annotation, molecular function: double-stranded RNA binding; tRNA binding; nucleotidyltransferase activity. Gene Ontology annotation, cellular component: cytoplasm. The record is from RefSeq and is a predicted model, not a curated record. NCBI's taxonomy places the organism in Eukaryota, Metazoa, Chordata, Aves, Passeriformes, Maluridae. The transcript is spliced from 5 exons. Gene Ontology annotation, biological process: regulation of translational fidelity. Bases 42 to 932 code for a protein of 296 amino acids.
UGUUCCCUCAGCGCCCGGCGCCGCCAGUGGAGCGGCCCCGCAUGGCGCGGGCAGCGCGGGCCCUGGCGCUGGCGCGGGUGGCGGAGGGAGCGGCGGGAGCGGCACCGGGACCGGGUCACGGUAACGCCCGCCUGGUGCUGCUGCCGCUGCCGCCCGGCGGCACGGCCCGGCCCAACCCUCACGGUGCGCACGGAGAGCCAGCGGAGGGCGGCGGAAGGCCCCGGAUCGGGCUGGACUCGGCCGCAGCGGAGGGCGGAGGCUCUGGCCGGUGCCCCGCUGACACCCGGUGCCGCACAGGCUGGAGGGAGGCGGUGUCAGCUGCCGCCGGUGCCCUGCGGGCGGGCGGGCUGGUGGCCGUGCCCACGGACACGGUGUACGGCGUGGCCUGCCUGGCCCAGGACUCGGCCGCYGUGCGCAGCAUCUACAGCCUGAAGGGAAGGAACGGCGCCAAGCCGCUCGCCAUCUGCCUCGGGGACGUGGAGCGGCUCUACAGGNNNUGCCACGUCAAUGUUCCAGACAAGUUAUUGCGGGACCUGCUCCCUGGACCAGUGACUCUGGUCUUGCAGCGUUCAGAAGAGCUCAAUAAAGACUUGAAUCCAUUCACAUCGCUGGUUGGUGUUCGCAUUCCAAACCACCCRUUCAUGAGAGACCUGGCACGAGCCUGCUCGGGGCCGCUGGCUUUGACAAGCGCCAAYAUCAGCUCCCAGGGCAGCACCCUGACCGUGUUGGAAUUCCAGGAGUUGUGGCCUCAGCUGUCCUUGAUCAUCGAUGGAGGCCCCAUAGGAGACAUCCAGAGCCCAGAGUGUCGCUUGGGAUCGACUGUGGUUGACUURUCUGUGUCAGGGAAAUUCUCCAUCAUCCGGCCUGGCUGUGCACUGACACCCACRGUUGAAAUCCUGAAGAAGUAUGGCUUGGUAGCAGAAUCUUCCUAACCCUUGGGACUAGGAGCUGGUGGAGCUGGGCACUGUGUGCCUGUGCACUCAGGAGUGUGUGAUUAUGGCCUUGUUUAAUAAGGUCGAUGGGUUAUAUCAAGGUAAAUAAAAAAAAAGUUUUAAAAAAACCCUAGAAAACCCUUUCUGACCUCUUUGUGUUGCUGUACCUUUCCCAAAUGUGUGUUCUGUUAUCCUGGUCAGGCUUUGUGAAUACAGUGAUUAUGAAAAUUAAACUACCCUACCCUAAUGCCCUACCCAUUUCUGAGUGCUCAUUCCAUGCCAUCUGCACUUGAAGGAAAGCAAACAUGGGAUAGAGGGGUUUGGAGCUUUGAGGGUGUUACAGCUGUGGUGUUCUCUGUCUGCUGUUUUCUGUUCUAAACGUGAUCAAAGCCUACUACUGAGAUGAAACUGUCACUGCUUCUGAAAAUUUGCAGUAUUCAGAUAACCUGGGCCAGAGCUGCUCAGAACAACCUGCUUCCACCUAAUGCAGAGAAUGAAACAAGCUCUUGKCAUGAUGAUCUUCCUUCAUUUAAAUGUGGAAUUCUCUCUUGAUUUUGCUCUGAAGUGGUGAUAAGCUGAAGUAAACAGGGAAUGGAUG